GUGCUCCUAAAAGAGAAACGUAACAAAAUUAUGUCUAGAGGAUUGCCAAAACAAAAACCAAUUGAAGGAGUUAAGCAAGUGCUAGUAAUAGCAUCUGGAAAAGGAGGUGUUGGAAAAUCAACAACUGCAGUAAAUGUAGCUCUUGCAUUGGCAGCAAAUGAUUCGACAAAAGCUGUUGGUUUGCUGGAUGCAGAUGUAUAUGGCCCUUCCAUUCCAAAAAUGAUGAAUUUGAAAGGAAGUCCAGAAGUGUCAUCAAAGAACUUGAUGAGACCUCUUGUCAAUUAUGGAAUUGCAUGUAUGUCUAUGGGUUUCUUGGUAGAAGAAACUGUACCCAUUGUCUGGAGAGGCCUCAUGGUGAUGUCAGCCAUAGAGAAACUGCUGAGGCAGGUUGACUGGCAGCAACUGGAUUAUCUGGUAAUUGACAUGCCUCCAGGGACAGGAGAUGUACAAUUGUCAAUCUCACAGAAUAUCCCAAUUGCAGGGGCUGUGAUUGUGUCCACUCCUCAGGAUAUAGCUUUACUGGAUGCCCGUAAAGGAGCAGAGAUGUUCAGAAAAGUGAAUGUGCCUGUUUUGGGUCUUGUCCAAAACAUGAGUGUUUUUCAGUGUCCAAAAUGUAAUCAUGAAACCCAUAUUUUUGGAACUGAUGGUGUGAGAAACCUAGCAGAUGAUCUUGGUCUGGAUGUUUUAGGUGACAUUCCACUACAUCUGAACAUAAGAGAGACCUCUGAUAGUGGGAAGCCAAUUGUAGUGUCACAGCCUGAAAGCAACAUGGCCAAUGCCUAUUUGAAACUUGCUGCUGAAAUAGUGAAAAGAUUGCCAGUUUCUCCAGCUUGACAUCAUCGUUUUGUGGAUCUAUGAUUGGAGUCUUACCUGUAAAGCAUGUCAUAGAAGAAUCGGAAGAAAACAGUGUUGUACAGUAAAAGAGACCAUAUUUUG
This is a messenger RNA of Euleptes europaea (tarantolino), 936 nucleotides long. It is a transcript of the gene NUBPL, whose product is annotated as NUBP iron-sulfur cluster assembly factor, mitochondrial. The record is from RefSeq and is a predicted model, not a curated record. The coding region runs from base 31 to 834 and encodes 267 amino acids. Gene Ontology annotation, cellular component: mitochondrion. The transcript has 10 exons. Gene Ontology annotation, molecular function: ATP-dependent FeS chaperone activity; ATP binding; 4 iron, 4 sulfur cluster binding. Gene Ontology annotation, biological process: mitochondrial respiratory chain complex I assembly; iron-sulfur cluster assembly. NCBI's taxonomy places the organism in Eukaryota, Metazoa, Chordata, Lepidosauria, Squamata, Sphaerodactylidae.